AUGGAAGGCGUGGUCAGCGAACCGUCUGCGAUUCCACAGUUUCAUUCUUCGGGAAGUUUUCGCGAGGUAAAACAAAGUGAUGCAGAAUAUGGCCUCCGUAAAUGUCUCACGACUAUGAACUUGGCCACUCCUGAAACGGACCGCUCUGAUACCCUAAUUGAUGAAGCGACGUUUUUAGAGCUUUACAAGCGCUUUGUUGAUCAGCAGCAUGAAUACAUUGACUGGAUGGAGAUUAAACAAAUGGACGAAUCUCAGAUCAGAAACUAUGAGGAUAUCGGCAUGCCUGAGGAGAGGGACAUCAUCAAUGGCCUUUCGCACCUGGUGGUAGUCAAGUUGAAUGGGGGACUUGGCACGAGUAUGGAAUGCUGUGGCCCCAAAUCACUUAUUUCUGUUAGCGAUGAGCAAACAUUUUUGGAUUUAACUCUACAACAGAUCGAGACCCUUAAUUCAAGGUAUAAUUUGGAUAUCCCUUUGGUCUUGAUGAAUUCUUUUAACACACAACAGGAUACUGAUGCGUAUUUGAGAAGAAUAACGAAAAUGAAUGCUAAGAUAUAUACUUUUGAACAAAAUAGGUUUCCAAGACUAAGUGAAGAAACAGGCCUUCCGUUCGCGAAAUCAAUGCAACUCGAAAGCCCUCAUGAUCCUGCUUGGUACCCCCCUGGACACGGUGACAUCUACCGUUGUUUGGAUGAAUCAGGUUUGUUAAAAAAAUUUAUAAAGGAAGGCAAAUCGUGGAUGUUCGUCUCAAACAUCGACAACCUUGGAGCUACACCCGAUCCAGUCAUUCUUUGCUGGCUGGAAGAACAAAAAACAGUAAACGGCCCAAAUCAAGCUGAUUUCGUCAUGGAGGUUACCGCGAAAACGAAGGCUGAUCACAAAGGUGGAACACUGGUCCACUACAAGGGUGAAUUACGGUUGCUUGAAUUGGCACAGGUACCGAAAGAACACAUGAAAGAUUUUCUCAGUCCAAACAAAUUCAACAUAUUCAAUACCAACAAUCUAUGGAUUAAUUUGGAAUCAAUGAACUCUCGAAUAAGGACCAAAACGCUACAAAUGGAUCUUAUUGUUAAUCGGAAGGCUCUGAAGAACGGCAUGAGAAUAAUUCAACUCGAGGAAGCGGUAGGAGCAGCAAUCCGAAGCUUCAAAAAACCGAUGGGACUGAAGGUCCCGCGAAGUCGGUUCCUGCCUGUAAAGAAAACCUCAGAUUUGGUUCUCCUUAAGUCCGAUUUAUUCAGUUCAUCAGACGGGAAUCUCAUCAUAUCUCCAUACCGCAGCAUUUCGACACUGCCCAUUGUGAAUCUAAGCAAACACUUUCAGAGUGUUCAAGAUCUUCAUCAGCGCAUUCCCAACAUCCCAAGCAUGAUCGAGCUAAAUCACCUGACUGUUUUCGGGGAUGUUACAUUCGGUAAAAAUGUUGUGCUAAAGGUUGGAUUUUACAACGCCACGGUAAAUUUAGGCAAAAUGGGCAAGGAGUCUGAGCAAGAACUCAGUAGGUAUCCGGAAACCUGCGGGACUAAAGCGGCCGAGAUCUAUGCCGGCACAGUAAUUAUAAUUGCUCAGGACAACGAGCACAUUGACAUCCCCGACGGGUCGAUUCUCGAAGAUCAGGUAGUAACAGGAAAUUUGCGGAUAGUGGAUUAUUGA
Messenger RNA from Mesocestoides corti, 1644 nucleotides. The record is from the annotation of a GenBank genome assembly. Lineage: Eukaryota; Metazoa; Platyhelminthes; Cestoda; Cyclophyllidea; Mesocestoididae.